AUGAGUAGAUCAAUAGAAUUUAACAUCUGUGUGGUCACCUGCAGCAUCUUGCUCUUGUCCUCAACUCUACCAUGCCUUGCAUCUCAGCCAGUAGAGGAGAGGGACAUGACAAAGGUCCAGCAUGGCCCGUGGACAAGGAAUGGGGUAGAAGAUGAAAGGACAAGCGUACCGAACUUGAAAAGUAACCUGGGCCCUUCUGAGCAGACUGUCUCUGAAGAGCCGUGUGGAGUGUCAGCAAAGCCAUCUGAGAUGCCCUUAAAUGAAGCUUUCACUGCAGAAGGAGAGACGCUGCCUGUAAGCCUGAGCCAUGUCACCCCAGGCAGCCAGGACCUGGGCACUCACACCUCUGUUGUGGCAGUGGCUGCUGUAGAUGAGGAGGAGCUUGGUCCCACAAAGUCAGAGCUGGAUGAGGAUGAUGCAUUCAAGGCCAUGCUGACCACAGCUGUGACCACACUGAACCCUACUGUCCAGGAGGAGUCUGUUGGUGGCCCCAUUAGUGAGACCACUGUGGAGGGUGGUAUUGAAGUAGAGCACAGCUCUGCUGGCCUCUCAGCAAACCCCCUUUCUGGGGCAGCUGUGGAGGAGGAGGAGGCAGAGAGCAGCUCACACCCCUCAGCUGCACCCCAGCCCACACUGUACCCCGGCUCUCCCAGCUGGGAAACAGUGAGCAACCACCCUGUCAUCCCGACUCCCCAGGCUCCUGGUGUGACCUCUGGGGAGGGAAUGCCAAGAGCCCGCACAGGGAGCCCUCUGAAGUCCCUGGUGGUGCAAGCAUCUGUGGCUGCGAAACAUCGUACUGUCACCAUCCACCCUAUGGACACUGUGCCGCCUGACUGGGAUGACACAAAACUGGGGGAUGUAAGUCAAGGGGGAAGCAUGUCUCAUGAGGAGGUGAUGGAGGACCUGGGGGCAACAGAACCAUCCCAGACCCCACAGGGAGGUGUUGGGGAGGAAGAGGAUGCAACAAGAGUGCUGCCGUCCCCAGCGUCCCCCCCACCAACUCCUGAGCUUGCCAAGGAAAGCAACUGCACAGUACUGGUGCAAGGUGGGGUGUUGCCAGCAGCUUCCAUGGGCAGUGGUGAUGCUCUCCACACUGCAAACCCAACGGAUGUGGGCAUGGCUGAUCUCAGCUCCCUGGAAAACAUGAAUGCAGUCACAGCAGAGGAGGGGAAGAGCAUCCUGCCAUCACAUACGGAGGCUGCUGUGGUGACAGAUACACAGUCUGAUCUCUUUCCUACUCUGGGAAGCUCAUGGAAAGGUGUCACUCAGGAGGUGACAACUGUUGCCCAGGAGGAUGAUGCUGCUCUGUCAGUUGCGAUGCUGGUGCCUGGUGCUACCCAGGGAACAGAACCUGCAAGCCUUCUGCAGGAAAACAGUGGGGAAGACACCCAGAUGCCAACUGCUCCUAGUGCCACCCAGAUGCUGGUGGAAACUGGUACUUCCUCUAUGGUGAACACUCCAGAUGUAGAAGAUCUCUCAGAUGUGGUCCUGGUCACCAGCGAGAAGGCUGUUCCAGUUCCUAGUGGGUUGUCUGCUACCCAGUCUGGACAGACAGAGGAGCCAUCUAGUGGAACUGUGGUCCUGGUAACUCCAGCAUCAAUGGCAUCUUCUGUCAGGAGAACAGCUUUUCCUUCUGUGAGGAAGAUCAGUACAGCGGUGACCUAUGGGCUGGACCGUCUGGAGUCAGAAGAGGGUGAAGAAGAAGAAGAGGAUGAAGAGGAGGAGGAAGAAGAAGAGGAGGAAGAGGAAGAUGAGGAGGACAAAGACAUAGAUUCGAUGGAUGAAAGCAUGGAGGGUGACACGGAGCUGCCAGGUUUCACGCUUCCAGGCGAGACCUCCCAGGACCCUAUAGCUGGCCUGGAAAACCCUGUGGCCCAGCUGGCUGGAGUGUCCUACCAGGUUCCCGACACCAUCGAGUGGGAGCAGCAGAACCAGGGUCUGGUGAGAAGCUGGAUGGAGAAGCUGAAAGAUAAGGCAGGAUACAUGUCAGGGAUGCUGGUUCCUGUAGGAGUCGGAAUAGCCGGAGCCCUCUUUAUCCUAGGAGCACUCUACAGCAUUAAGAUUAUGAAUCGCCGAAGGAGAAACGGCUCAAAGAGACAUAAAAGAAAGCAGAGGGAAUUUAACAGCAUGCAAGACCGAGUCAUGCUCUUAGCUGACAGCUCUGAAGAUGAAUUUUGA
This is a messenger RNA of Tauraco erythrolophus (red-crested turaco), 2178 nucleotides long. The record is from RefSeq and is a predicted model, not a curated record. Lineage: Eukaryota; Metazoa; Chordata; Aves; Musophagiformes; Musophagidae.